Molecule: messenger RNA, 1581 nt
Organism: Durusdinium trenchii
Lineage: Eukaryota; Dinophyceae; Suessiales; Symbiodiniaceae
Source: the annotation of a GenBank genome assembly
AUGCCAGCCUGGCUGCGCAAUGAUGAAGAGCGGCGUCAGUUGUUCGCGGCCCUACGCUCCACUCCGCCUGAGCCGGUCAGAGGUAGCAAGCGAAAGAAGGAAGAGAAACCACAGCCAACUGUGGACCGAAAGCUCGCUUUGUUGAAGUUGCGGGACGUGGCAUGUUCGGGUCUGCGAGAAGCACUGUGGCAAGAUGCAGAGGUUCAAGAGAUCCUGCUGAAAGGCUUAGAAGAUAACCAGCCGGAGCUUGCGCGAAUACUUUCGUUGGGGGUGAUGGUCCACCUUGCUGCAUCGUCCAGAAACUGUCAUUCUCUACUUCACAACGACCAGGUGCGGGAAAGUCUGGCCAAUCUUCAAACUGAUGGUCAGCCCCAAGAAGUGCGGGAGAAGGGACUUCUGGCCUUGGUAGCUCUGGCAGUUCCAGCUUUUCAUGAGUGUCAACAAGUAAGUGAGGACCUUAGGGACGUACUUGGAAAGGCAGCUCGAAGAAACGCAGAGACUUCCCAACGUCUUCUUGUCUUCCGGGCCCUUUGGAGUGCAGCGGUAGUCUGUCAAAGCCCCGAGUUGUUCUUUGGAAAUCAAGUGAUUUGGGCCACAGUCCUUCAAAGUCUUCAAGAGGAAGAAGAUGCGGAUAUCCGCGAAGGUGGACUUGGUGUACUGAGUGCUCUGGCUGGCCAGCAAGCUGUCGCACAUUUUCUAUGGCAAGAUGAAGACGAAAGUCGUGUGUGUGAAGACAUCUUUCUCAACACCCUUCGGUACCAGCCAUCACGCAUUCGUGGAAAAGCUUUGACGGUUUUAGCAAGUAUCGUCAAAAAUCCAGAAAAGCGAGCAUCCGUGUGGUCAUAUGUUUCUCUCGCCAGAAGAAAUCCGGACCAGGACAGUUGUGGGAAAGAUGAUGUACACUAUGCCAGAGAGAUGCUCGGAAGCGCUGGCAGCCAACGUGGACGUCUCGGGAGUGAUGUUUCUGGUGGCAGGUCAAGGGCGGGGAGCGAUGCAUCUGCUGCAUCGCAAUCCAAACAGUCAGGAGACCAUGUGAAGCGCACACAUACCGAUCAAGAUGAUCAAAUGGAUUCACCUGGUACCAUGAAAGACAGCAUCAUUGCUGCUGCCUCCAAAUCAGAGCUUCCCAGUGUGCGAUGGCCUGCUCUGAGUAUCUUGCUUGAACUCGCCUGGGAUGAAGAGCAUAAGAUGUCUCUCAUCAAUUGCAACGUUCCGGAGUCAUGGCAGCAGGAUGCAACAAGCCAUGGGAAAAAUGGUGCAGCAAACCAUUUCAUUUGCGAGCUUCUUGUCGAAGCUUUGCCUGAUGAGCGCUUGAGCAUGAAAGAACGGAAACUUUGCAAACAUGGCCAUAGACGUCUUGUUGAUUGGAACGAGGUGAGAAUCGCAGAAGAGCUUCGUAUUGAGCGGGAGAACCAGAGUCGAGAGCUUCGCAACAUGCUAUUUGAAGAAGAAUACCAGGACUGGACAAAGAGAGUUGAAGAGCAGAAAGCAAUGAAGCUGGAAGAUGAACUUUCACUUGAGUUCCGCAAACACCUCGCGUUCCUCAGCUAUGAUGAUUUUGACUUGAGUAACCCACCCUAG